Messenger RNA from Olea europaea var. sylvestris, 1758 nucleotides. Its product is annotated as leucine-rich repeat extensin-like protein 4. The transcript has a single exon. NCBI's taxonomy places the organism in Eukaryota, Viridiplantae, Streptophyta, Magnoliopsida, Lamiales, Oleaceae. Bases 294 to 1466 code for a protein of 390 amino acids. Gene Ontology annotation, molecular function: protein binding. The record is from RefSeq and is a predicted model, not a curated record.
CUCUGUUCCCACUUCAAACUUCCGAGAAAACUACCUGGAAGGAGAUAUGUAGUUUUCGUGACUGCACAUAAAUCUCUCAGUUAUUAUCAGUUAUAUAUGUGGGCGCGCUAUGUAUAUAUCAUAUAAACAUCAGACCUUCCAAUAUAAGCAUGGAAAAUUGUAAAGACAUAAUCAUAUUGGCUGCCAUUAGUGAUGGUAAGAAGUCAUUAUAAUUGGUUGUUGUAACGAGCACUGUAGACAAUCAAAUCCCUAUAAGAAUCAAGGAUUUCUAGUAGAGACUAAGCUAGCUAGAAAUGGCUUUGUACUCCUCCAUCUCGCCCGGUGCAUUGGUUCUCAUGUUACUAAUAUUUCCUGCCUUCAUCAACAACUUAGCUGCCAAACAUGGUCAUACAACCACCAUCCACCACCACCACCAUCAACAACAGCAUCACCACAAUCGCCUCCCUGAGAAGGCCGUGUUGAACAACAGGCUUCAACGAGCUUAUAUCGCGUUCCAAGCAUGGAAGCGCGUGAUCUACUCCGAUCCAAAAAACUUCACUUCCAACUGGGAUGGUCCAAAUGUGUGCAACUACUCAGGAGUUUACUGUGCUCCAUAUCCUAACAACACGAAAAUUCAAGUUGUUGCCGGUAUUGACCUAAACCACUGGGACCUGGCCGGAUUCUUGCCUGAUGAAAUAGGCCUCUUAAGUGACCUUGCCUUGAUUCAUCUAAACAGUAAUCGCUUUUGUGGAAUCCUCCCACAGAGUUUAUCGAACUUAACUUCACUCUACGAGCUCGAUCUCAGUAACAACAGAUUUGUUGGCCCUUUUCCAUCUGUCGUGCUAUCGCUUCCUUCACUAAAGUACCUUGACCUACGCUACAAUGAGUUCGAAGGGAAAGUGCCCUCCGAACUCUUUAACAAAAACCUCGAUGCCAUAUUUGUCAAUAACAAUCACCUCACUUCCGUGCUCCCACCGAACUUCGGCACGGCUCCAGCAUCCGUUCUAGUAUUCGCCAACAACAAAUUUGGAGGAUGCCUCCCUCCGAGUAUAGCCAAUCUUGCGAAUACUUUAGAAGAAUUAUUACUAAUCAAUACUAGCAUAAAAGGUUGUUUACCACAAGAAGUUGGAUUUCUAUACAAAUUGAAAGUACUUGAUGUUAGCUAUAAUAAAAUUGUUGGUCCAAUCCCUUAUAGCAUUGCAGGUUUGGCUCAUUUGGAGGUCCUGAAUUUAGGCCACAAUAUGAUGACUGGAGUAGUGCCAGAUGGAGUUUGUUGUUUGCCUAAUUUGUCGAAUUUCACGUUUUCUUACAACUACUUCUGUGAAGAAGAAGGCAUUUGCAGAAAUCUAACUUCGAAAGGGAUUAUGUUUGAUGAUCGUCGGAACUGUUUGCCAGACAAGCCUCAGCAGAGGAGCAAGAAAGAAUGUGAUGCUGUAGACCAACAUCCAGUUGAUUGCAGCCAAAUCUGUAGUGAUUCUCUCCAUUAACUCUCAACAAUCUCAGCCAAAUAAUCCCAUAACUUUGGAAGAAGGGAUACCUCAUAAAGGGAGUCACAGUGACCAGAUCCAUCCCAGGUGUGUACAUACCGUCCCAUGUUGUACAUACACAAGUUGUAAUCAUUCCAGCUUGUAAGGAAACGACAAAAUAAUGAGUUGUAAUGUGAGUAACAUUCUAUAUAUUAUAGCAAUGUAAGUUUUAAUACGAGUCUUGUUACAUAAUUGGCAUCCAUUGCUACUUGUCUUUCUUGUACAUUAUUAAGGAUCUGAUAAAUUCUGCUGA